UGCCCGUCUGAGACCAACUACAAUCCAACUCGACCUACAACCGCAGCGUAGUCAUCAUGGUUUCUAGUGCAAGGAGCAAGUUCAUGCGUCACUGGUUUGCCAUCGAGGCCAUUCCACUUUAUGCUGUUAUGGGUCUGGCCGUAGGUGGCGCAACGUGGUAUCUAACCCGCCUUGCUCGUGGGCCAACCGUCGUCUGGACGAAGAGCAACCCCACUCCUUGGAACGACGUCAAACCGGACGAAAACGUAAAGAUGUUGGACGUGAACAACAGGUUUGCCAAGAGCUGGUCGCGAGACAAGCUAUAAACAUCCCAAGCUACAGGAAGGAACUGACAGUUCAUUUGCCUUGCUGCUGUUUCCCUUUACUGUUCAAUAACAUGGAUACAUCUCCUUUCUUUUCACCGAUCGCUUCCGUGUGAUCGGACGUUUUCUUCGGCGCCCCACAGGGGCGACAGACGACAGUAGUGACAGUAUUUAUAUUAUUGCUUGAGUGGGU
This is a messenger RNA of Pisolithus orientalis, 495 nucleotides long. RefSeq lists its product as uncharacterized. The record is from RefSeq and is a predicted model, not a curated record. The transcript is spliced from 5 exons. The coding region runs from base 57 to 305 and encodes 82 amino acids. Lineage: Eukaryota; Fungi; Basidiomycota; Agaricomycetes; Boletales; Pisolithaceae.